CAUUUUAAGCAAUAUAAGAUGGAAUUGUGCAUUUUCCGAUUGGACUGUUUAAAAUUUAGAGAUCUAUUUAACAGGGAAUACAGAUACCUAUUCAAAUAGUUUUGUUUAUCUUGUUUUAUCUACAGACAGCAACUUGGAAAUCUGCAAGACAUGGAUACAAAACAUGUUUUAGCAUUCUGGAAGCUGUCAUUAGUGACUGGACUUGUAUUGAUUGGAGGGCGUGGCGGAGUUAUAGAAGUUAAUCCGUGUGAACAGCAAUCGUGUUUAAGAAUGGAACCUGUGACUGUAAAUUUGUCUGUUUCAGAAGUGAAGAUCUAUCUCCCUUGCAGGUUAUUCAUCCCAUUCGAGUCGAAUUGUACACCGCCGUCGAAUAUUACUCGUUUAGUAUUCGUUGGAGACGCGACCGUACAAGGUGCCCAAGUGUUGGUUCUAGGUGUAGGAAGUUUUGACUGGGCUGAAACGCUCGAAGAACUCCACUUCGAUAAUAUCAUUCAAGUGUAUAUUGAAUGCGGUUCUUUCCGGGGACUAACGAAUCUUCGAGUCCUGAACAUGAGCGGAUGUACUAGUGUAAAGUUUUCUCAUUUUUUAAAUGCAGUUCAGUGUUCUGCACUUCUAAAUCUAGAAGUUUUACAAUUGAGUACAGCAGGAAACCUGGCCCCUAACGAUCAUUUUGCGCUUGACGAAUCGUUAUGGAAAGCCUUAGCUUCGACGAAGCUUAGGUAUCUUGAUCUAUCUGAUACGGUAAUUGCGAAAAGUAAUCUUUCCAAAGUAUUUUUCUAUUUACCGCACUUGCAAUUCUUAAAUAUUUCAAAUAUUCAAAUUGGUAAUAGGACCAAGAACGAUUUUCAGAUAAGUGAUAAUUACAAACCAAGUCUAGAAAUACUCGACAUGAGUCGCUUUUAUGCAGAUAAAUCCACUAUACAAAACAGAAUAUUCUGCUUAGUUUCCUGGUUACGUAAUUCUCAACCAAGAGCAUAUAAUUUAAGUGAAACAUGGUUAUUUAAAUCUUUAAAGACAUUGAUGUUUAACAAUAUGUGUGGAGAUAUAAAGGGCAGAAAUUUUGAACAAGUAAGAAAUAUUACUCUCUCAGGUCAAUCUGUCUUACAAAACCUUUAUUUGCACCAAAAUCAUUGGCCCAUCGUUGACAUAGAGGUCAAUUUAGAAGCUUUCAGUCAACUACAAUUGCUAGAUCUGUCAGAAAACGGAAUUGAAUAUCUGAACGACAAAGCGUUUUCAAGUUUACUGGGUUUGAAAACCUUUUUGCUUGCCGAUAACCAGCUCGGAAAAAUGGCCCACACGCAUGCUGGCAUGUUUGCUCAGUUGUUUGCUAAAUAUUCUAACCUGUCUCUUUUGGAUCUUUCGCAUAAUAAUAUUGACACAAUUCCACAUGACUUAUUUAUAAGCAAUCCCCUCCUGUUACAUAUUGACCUUUCUCAAAACAGGCUCACUGAAGUAACCUUUAAGUGUGAUCACCUAAAAGCACUUCAAGUAUUAAAUUUACGCGGAAAUAUGUUGGCAAUGUUGGAUAUAACAACUAAAGCUACAUUCCAUAACUUACAACAUGGCACAUUUGUUAAAAUUAGUGAAAACACUUUUACAUGCUCUUCAUGUAGAGAUUAUGGUACUAUAGAAUGGCUUACAAUACAUGAUAAAAUUCUUGAUUUUGAUCAUCUGCAAUGCCGAAAUAUAAACGGGAACUUGGUUUAUGUUACUUCAACAAUUAAAAAAGAAUUAAAGGAUGUAUGCGAAAAACCUUUGCAAAUUAGAAUUAAAAUAUGUGUGGCUGUUAGUAUAACAACGUUAUGUUGUGUGAUUGGGAUUGCUUUCGCAUACAUCAUAAUAAGAAGGCGAAAACACAAGAGGCAAACACGUCAGAGAUUAGAUACCAUCACCAAACUUCUGGACGGCCGGCUAGAGUUCCUAGUUUUCCUCCAAUAUUCAAGUAAAGAUGAACACUUCGUGCACGCCAAUGUGUACGCACAGCUAGACUAUCAUCUACGUAGAUUGGUUCCAUUAAACAAAGACCUGAUUUCGUUCGGCGAUAAAGAUUUCAGGGUCGGCAAAAGCAUUUUGGACGAGACAAUAAGAUGUACCAAGUCAUCAGCAGCUGUUGUGCUACUUUUAACGGACAAUUUUGUAAAUAGCGAGUAUUGCUUAAAUGAAUUCGACGUUGCAUUUCGUGUAGGAAAGCCUAUUAUUCUGAUGCUGAAAGGUGAAGUGGACAUGACACGUGCUCCGCCUGUCAUUCGAGACCUCUUCCACACGUACGUGCGGGUCCUGUGGAAAUGUGACGACAAUGGGGAGUACAUUCUGACAACCAGCUGGGAGAACGUGUGUCACGCAAUACUGGAGUCAAGAUAAAGAAGAUAAACCCUCUGAAGUGUGAACUUGCAAAUACUAUUGUAUAUUAGACGUAAAACAGUUUCAAUUUUUUAUUUACUAGUAAAUAAUUCAAGAACAAAAACCAGUUUUAAUACUUGAAGACAUUUACAUCGUGGGAACGGAAUAUUGGUUUUGAUAAAUAUUUGUUUUCGCUGCGUUCAAUUCAUCACGAUUCCCAAAACAUGUGCGUUGUUGUUUUUGAUGAUCAUCAUAAUUUAUAUCACACUAAUUUUCGUAAUUUCCUCGGUAUAACUAACCAAUGUCACCACGAUUUAUGUUGUAUAUGAAUGUCGGCAUUACAGUAUUUUCAUUUAUGAGAGAACACAUUUCUUGAUAUAUCGUUUAACAUAAAGAACUAAAAUAAUUAACAAAAUUUUUAUUCAAUAAUAAGGUUUGUCAUGCUUUUAAAAGCGAAAUUAUUUGUUGUAAAAAUCAUCUAUGAAAACCUUAUAUUAUAAAUAUGUAUUGUUUAAAAUAAAACAAUUAAGUGCACAUUGUGAUAUUUUGUUCUUGCAUUUCCUUCAUCGCCAAUUUC
Messenger RNA from Dreissena polymorpha, 2917 nucleotides. Its product is annotated as toll-like receptor 5. NCBI's taxonomy places the organism in Eukaryota, Metazoa, Mollusca, Bivalvia, Myida, Dreissenidae. The coding region runs from base 151 to 2361 and encodes 736 amino acids. Gene Ontology annotation, cellular component: membrane. The transcript has a single exon. Gene Ontology annotation, biological process: toll-like receptor signaling pathway; immune response. Gene Ontology annotation, molecular function: protein binding; transmembrane signaling receptor activity. The record is from RefSeq and is a predicted model, not a curated record.